AUGGUGAAGAAACGAGAAUCGAAGCAGCGCACUCGCGGCAAGUCGUUCAUCGAGUGGUGCACGGAGAACGGCGAGCGGGGCGAGCGGCUCGCCAACGAGUUCAAAGACCCUGACAAGUUGCCGACGGAGGUGUGUAAAGCGUCGACGUACAAGGCGCUGUGGAAGUGUCUGAAGUGCAAGCAUGCGUGGAGGGCGAUGGUGUGCAACCGCACGAAGAGCGACACACCCACCGGGUGUCCGAAGUGCGCAAAACAUGCGUCGGCGAGCAAGAUCAAGAACUUCCUCGUGUGGUGCGAGAAGAACGGCGAGCGCGGGAAGAAGCUCCUGAAGGAAUACGUCGACCCGGAUAGGAAGCCGACUUCGGUGACGAAAGCGUCGCACUACAAGGCGCUGUGGAAGUGUCUGAAGUGCAAGAACGCGUGGAGGGCGAUGGUGUGCCACCGCACGGACAGCGACAGACCCACCGGGUGUCCGAAGUGCGCGAGUUGCGCGCCUCUGAGCAAGACCAAGAACUUCCUCGUGUGGUGCGAGAAGAACGGCGAGCGCGGGAAGAAGCUCCUGAAGGAAUACGUCGACCCGGAUAGGAAGCCGACUUCGGUGACGAAAGGGUCGCACCACAAGGCGCUGUGGAAGUGUCUGAAGUGCAUGCACUCGUGGAGGACGAAGGUGCACAACCGCACGGACAGCGACAAGCCCACCGGGUGUCCGAACUGUAACAAACGAGGUCGCAAAGGAAAGCGCCGCCGCGACGACUAA
Micromonas pusilla CCMP1545 is the source of this 756-nucleotide messenger RNA. RefSeq lists its product as uncharacterized. Lineage: Eukaryota; Viridiplantae; Chlorophyta; Mamiellophyceae; Mamiellales; Mamiellaceae. The record is from RefSeq and is a predicted model, not a curated record. The transcript has a single exon. The coding region runs from base 1 to 756 and encodes 251 amino acids.